Molecule: messenger RNA, 3457 nt
Organism: Lottia gigantea (owl limpet)
Lineage: Eukaryota; Metazoa; Mollusca; Gastropoda; Lottiidae
Exons: 4
Coding region: 101-3457 (1118 amino acids)
Source: RefSeq, a predicted model, not a curated record
GGACAACCAAACUUUAAGGAAAUUUGUCAAAUUUUUGAUCCAAUUUAUCUAGGAUUAUUUGAUUUUGGUUUAAAUCUUCCAAAUUCUAGUGAAUACCUAUAUGUAUAAAAACCAACAGAUAGAGAUGGAGAUAAACCAGCCGGUCCAGAACCGAGACAGAUCUCGAAGGUGUUGCUCUAAAUUAUCAGAUGCUCUUGAGUAUGCCGAAUCUCAACAGUCAUUUGAUACAACAGAUUCUGUUGAACAAUCUACAGAACUAGCUGUGUCUCGCACACCAUCCCCAGGACAAGUAGUAGCAGAUACAUUAUCACCACCAGUAGCAGGUACACUGUCAGCAAGAUGGACGCUAGCUGAUGUGCUGCCACAAGGAAUAGCCGUACCUGAUGCGCUGACUCGAGGAUGGACCGUGAUAAAUACUCAGUCACCAGGACGAGCAGAUAUUGAUACACGAUCACCAGGAGAAACUGAAGCUGCUACACUUUCACCACGACCAUCAGUAGCAUCAAACUUAGCUGAUAAACUGUCGCCAGUACGAGCAGCAUCAAUUCAGGCGUUUUCUAUUGAUAAAUCUGAUCAAAAGAGGACUAUUUUCUGGAAUUCCACUAUACCCUCCUCUAAGGUUCGUGUUAUUCCAAAGUCACAAAGAUUGGUAUCCGAGAUGAGCAGUGCUUUAAGCAGUCCGGAUCCUUCAUUAUUUACCACUGCCUACAGAGUCGUCAUCUCCCCUCUUCCAAUGAGAACUACACGACUUCCACCUAUCAAGACCUCACAAGGACGAGAGUUGGAUGCAAACAAGAGAAAGAAGAUGCUCGAACUUGAAACAUGGAAAGAAAAGGAAAAGAAAUUCCAGGCUUACUGGAAAAAGAAAGAGGAGGAAAGGCAGAAAACUGUGAAGAAAUGGGAAGAACAAGGUCUUAAAGUUGUAUUACCUCACCAAAUGAAAGCUUUGGCUUUGAAACUAGGAAAAGAAAGGGUUUUAAAAGCCGGAUCAAUAAUUAGUCGUGAGGAUUACUUGACAACUACUGACAAUAUCCAAACUAUACAGAAAGGAUGCACGAACAUAACUCACACUGUUGUCAAUUCUACAGAGAAGAAUAUAGUGACUGCAUCACAUUCUAAUCACAAGGCCGAUUUACCAAGUCACAGUAAGCUUCAGAAACAGAAUGUUCCUUUGCCAGAAACAAAAGUUCCUCAGCUACCAAGUGGACCCGAGGUUAAUAUAGCGGAUGAAAGGGAAAAGAAAUUUCGGGAACACUGGAAAAUGAAAGAGGAGGAAAGACAGAGAACUGUGAAGAAAUGGGAAGAACAAGGUCUAAAAGUUGUAUUACCUCACCAAAUGAAAGUUUUGGCUCUGAAAUUGGGAAAAGAAUCAGUUCUGAAAGCCGGAUCAUUAAUUAGUCGUGAGGAUUACAUGACAUCUACAUCUGACAAUAUCCAAACUGUACAGAAAGGAUGCACGAACAUAACUGACACUGAUAUCAAUUCCAAAGUGAAGAAUAUAGUGACUGAAUCACGCGCAAAUCACAAGGCCGUUUUACCAAGCCUCGGUAAAAAGCAGAAAGUUCCUUUGCCAGAAGCAAUAGUUCCUAAGCCACCGAGUCGACCCAAAGUUAACCUAGUUGUCCGCGAAACCAAGGCUUCACGGUUAAGGAAGAAUAAAUUACAGAUGCAAAGUGAGAAACCAGACCAAAAAACACAGAAGGUAUUACCACCAGUUAAAGCUCCAAUCAAAGCUCCAGUAAAAGCUCAAAUUAAGGCUCCAGUAAAAGCUCAAAUCAAAGCUCCAGUAAAAGCUCAAAUCAAACCUCCAGUAAAAGCUACAGUAAAAGCUCCAGUAAAAGCUCAAAUCAAAGCUCAAGUAAAAGCUCCAAUCAAAGCUCCUGUCGCUCCAGUCCAAAACCCAACACAAGAAUUCAAAAUUAAAACGCAGCGACAAGUAUCUCUUUCUCCGCCCUAUUCAAGAUCAUCUUCUGAAUCUCUGCCACCAACUCCAAUAGAACUUGAACCACCGAGACCAGAUUUUGUCCCGAGACUAGAUCUCUCUGGUCUUCUGUCUCCAGAGGACUACCAAGAAGCGGAUCCGAUUCUGCUUGCGCCAAGAGAUAUUGUUGUUCGGGAGACAAACGCAUCAAAACUUCUGCGGCUAAACAAUCUGGAAGACGAAAAGAAAGUUAAAAGACGAGAAGAGGAAGAACAGGUUAAGGAUGUGGCAUUCGAACAUCCACUGGGUAAGAAGGUUUUAUCGGGAAAACGGUCACCAAUGCAAGCAUUGCCUCCAAAACCGUACAAUAACCCCGAACCAGUGGACAUCAAAGACACAAGAGCAUCCGAAUUGAGUAAGCUACGAGAGAUCAAGGAAGAAGGAAACAUUGGUUCCCCCAACAAAACACUACAAAGGUCACAACCACGAUUAAAUAAGGAGAAAUCGCCUGAUAGCAAAGAAAUGGGGCCACCAUGGCCUCGCCAAGAACAGGAUAAAGAAAAGAUCACAAAUGGGAUAAAACGAGCUGAAACACCAAUGGUGAAUACGUCGGUGGUAGCUCCUUCGAUUGUACGGGAGAGUAGGGACUCUCAUUAUGAGUAUCCAGAUAAAAAGAUAUCUAAAAUUGAGUUCAAUCAACAGACUAAGGAAUUUACAUUACAUACUGAGAAGAAAAAUGUAGGUGCGAGCUAUGGAACAGUUAAACACUCUAUUAUAACAGCUCGACAAGUACAAAGUGCGCCUGCGCUUUCAAGAUGUAAUCGCGAUAAACAAGUAGCCAUUAAUGUAACCAAAUCAAAACCGUUUGAACUAAACAAAUAUAAAGAAGAAAAAGAGCGAGAGAGAAUUGAUAUGUCCAUAAGAAACAGAAAAUGUAGAAACGAAAUUGUACUAGGUUUAAACCUCAGAAAAAAUAUUAGAUUGGCCAUGGAAGAGGAUGAAGAGAAGUGGCAAUCGGAUCUGAUGGAUGAUUUUAAGGACAUACAGGGUCCUUUUGUUUUUGGCAAACCAGAUGACAAUAAUAGUGAAAUUAUAACACAAGAAUUAAAUCGUCUGAAAGAACAACUGGAAGAAAUGAAAGCAGCAGAGAAUAAGAAAUCUAAAUCAAAAGUGAAAACCUUCCUCGCCAAUAAAUUCAGAUCGCAUUUCCAAAGCAAAGAGAAGAAUGAUAAAUAUGAGAAAGAAAUUGAGAACCAGAAGAAAGAAAAAGAAGAGAAGAUUGAUAACCAUUUUAGAACAACUGUGCAUUCGUUAAAUAGUGUGCUGGGUGAUAUCUGGGAAAGAUUUAUUCACCAACAAGAUGGCUAUUGUAAAAUGUUAGAAAAAAUAACACUACAGGAAGACAUGCUCGCGACAUGGAAAUCAGAAGCUAGACAUUAUCGAUUUAUGCACACCAUGUUGAGAGAGGACUAUUUGGCGGGAUGCAAGGACAGUUUGUAUUUGGAGGAGAACAGAGUAAAUGGUGAGAAAGAAUAA